This is a messenger RNA of Dioscorea cayenensis subsp. rotundata (Guinea yam), 2253 nucleotides long. Lineage: Eukaryota; Viridiplantae; Streptophyta; Magnoliopsida; Dioscoreales; Dioscoreaceae. The record is from the annotation of a RefSeq genome assembly.
AUGAUUAUUCGUUCACCGGAACCAGAAGUGAAAAUUGUUGUAGAUAGGGAUCCCAUAAAAACGUCUUUCGAGGAAUGGGCCCGACCCGGCCAUUUCUCAAGAACAAUAGCAAAGGGCCCCGAUACUACCACUUGGAUCUGGAACCUACAUGCCGAUGCUCACGAUUUCGAUAGUCAUACCAGUGAUUUGGAAGAGAUUUCUCGAAAAGUAUUUAGUGCUCAUUUCGGUCAACUCUCCAUUAUCUUUCUUUGGCUGAGUGGCAUGUAUUUCCAUGGUGCCCGUUUUUCCAAUUAUGAAGCAUGGCUAAGUGAUCCUACUCAUAUUGCACCCAGUGCGCAGGUGGUUUGGCCAAUAGUAGGUCAAGAAAUAUUGAAUGGUGAUGUGGGCGGGGGUUUCCGGGGAAUACAAAUAACCUCCGGUUUUUUUCAGAUUUGGCGAGCAUCUGGAAUAACUAAUGAAUUACAACUCUAUUGUACCGCAAUUGGUGGAUUGGUCUUUGCAUCGUUAAUGCUUUUUGCCGGUUGGUUCCAUUAUCACAAAGCCGCCCCAAAAUUGGCUUGGUUCCAAGAUGUGGAAUCUAUGUUGAAUCACCACUUAGCAGGGUUACUAGGGCUUGGGUCUCUUUCUUGGGCGGGGCACCAAAUCCAUGUAUCUUUACCGAUUAACCAAUUUCUCGACGCUGGAGUUGAUCCUAAAGAAAUACCACUUCCUCAUGAAUUUAUCUUGAAUCGGGAUCUUUUGGUUCAACUUUAUCCCAGUUUUGCCGAGGGAGCAACCCCUUUUUUCACCUUGAAUUGGUCAAAAUACGCAGAAUUUUUGAGUUUUCGUGGGGGAUUAGACCCAAUAACAGGGGGUCUGUGGCUGAGCGAUAUAGCACACCAUCAUUUAGCUAUUGCAAUUCUUUUCCUGAUCGCCGGUCAUAUGUAUAGGACCAACUGGGGUAUUGGUCAUGGCCUUAAAGACAUUUUAGAAGCCCAUAAAGGUCCAUUUACAGGACAGGGUCAUAAGGGUCUUUAUGAAAUUCUAACAACAUCAUGGCAUGCUCAAUUAUCUCUUAACCUGGCUAUGUUAGGUUCUUUAACAAUUGUUGUAGCUCACCAUAUGUAUUCCAUGCCCCCCUAUCCAUACCUGGCUAUUGAUUAUGGUACACAACUUUCCUUGUUCACACAUCACAUGUGGAUCGGUGGAUUUCUCAUAGUUGGUGCUGCUGCACAUGCAGCCAUUUUUAUGGUAAGAGACUACGAUCCAACUACUCGAUACAACGAUCUAUUAGAUCGUGUCCUUAGGCACCGUGAUGCAAUCAUAUCACAUCUUAAUUGGGCAUGUAUAUUUUUAGGCUUUCACAGUUUUGGCUUAUAUAUUCAUAACGAUACCAUGAGCGCUUUAGGUCGUCCCCAAGAUAUGUUUUCAGAUACCGCUAUACAACUACAACCCGUCUUUGCUCAAUGGGUACAAAACACCCAUGCUUUAGCGCCGGGUGUAACAGCUCCUGGUGCAACAACAAGUACCAGCUUAACUUGGGGAGGUGAUCAAUUAGUAGCAGUAGGCGGCAAAGUAGCUUUGUUACCUAUUCCAUUAGGAACCGCAGAUUUUUUGGUCCAUCACAUUCAUGCAUUUACAAUCCAUGUGACUGUAUUGAUACUACUGAAAGGCGUUCUAUUUGCUCGCAGUUCCCGUUUGAUACCUGAUAAAGCAAAUCUUGGUUUUCGUUUCCCCUGCGAUGGGCCUGGAAGAGGAGGAACAUGUCAAGUAUCUGCCUGGGAUCAUAUCUUCUUAGGUCUAUUCUGGAUGUACAAUGCAAUUUCGGUAGUAAUUUUCCAUUUUAGUUGGAAAAUGCAGUCAGAUGUUUGGGGUACUAUAAGUGAUCAAGGAGUGGUAACCCAUAUCACAGGAGGAAACUUUGCACAGAGUUCCAUUACUAUUAAUGGGUGGUUACGGGAUUUCUUAUGGGCACAGGCAUCUCAGGUAAUUCAGUCUUAUGGUUCUUCAUUAUCUGCAUAUGGUCUUUUUUUCUUAGGUGCUCAUUUUGUAUGGGCUUUCAGUUUAAUGUUUCUAUUCAGCGGCCGUGGUUAUUGGCAAGAACUCAUUGAAUCCAUCAUUUGGGCUCAUAACAAAUUAAAAGUUGCUCCUGCUACUCAGCCUAGAGCCUUGAGUAUCGUACAAGGACGCGCUGUAGGAGUAACCCAUUACCUUCUGGGUGGAAUUGCCACAACAUGGGCAUUCUUCUUAGCAAGAAUUAUUGCAGUAGGAUAA